AUGGCUUCCAGAUCAGAGAAGGAUCUCUGCUGUCCGAUCUGUCAUGAUGUCUUUAGAGAUCCUGUUGUUCUGUCAUGUAGCCACAGCUUCUGUAAAGACUGUCUGAAGAGCUGGUGGACCGAGAAACCAACACGGGAGUGCCCAGUUUGUAAGAAAAGAUCUUCAAAGGGAGAACCACCUAUUAGUCUGGUGUUAAAGAACCUGUGUGAGUCCGUCUUACAGGAGAGAGAUCAGAGAGCUUCAGAGGCUCUCUGCAGUCUGCACUCUGAGAAACUCAAACUCUUCUGUCUGGACCAUCAGCAGCCAGUUUGUGUCGUCUGCAGAGAUUCAGAAAAACACUCCAACCACAGAUUCAGUCCAGUCAAUGAAGCUGCACGACAACACAAGAAGAAACUUCAGGAAACUCUUGAGUCCUUAAAGGAGAAGUUAAAGGUUUUUGAACAAGUUAAAGUGAAGUUUGAUCAAACAGCAAAACACAUGAAGGUCCAGGCCCGACGCACAGAGACGCAGAUUAAGGAUCAGUUUAAGAAGCUUCACCAGUUUCUAGAAGAGGAAGAGGAGGCCAGGAUGGCUGCACUGAGGGAGGAAGAGGAGCAGAAGAGUCAGAGGAUGAAGGAGAAGAUGGAGGCUCUGAGCAGAGAGAUAGCAGCUCUUUCAGACACAGUCAGAGUCACAGAGGAGGAGCUGAGAGCUGAAGACGUCUCAUUCCUGAUCAACUACAAGGCUGCAGUGGGAAGAGUCCAGCAGAGCCCCCUGCUGGAGGAUCCACAGCUGCUCUCAGGAGCUCUGAUAGACGAGGCCAAACACCUGGGCAACCUGAGCUUCAACAUCUGGAACAAGAUGAAUGGGAUGGUCUCCUACACUCCUGUGAUUCUGGACCCAAACGCUGCUCAUCCAAGACUCAUCCUGUCUGAAGAUCUGACCAGUGUGAGACGAGGAGAGAAACAGCAGCUUCCUGAUAAUCCAGAGAGGUUUGAUAAAUACGGCACUACUCUGGGCUCUGAGGGCUUUAACUCAGGGACUCAUAGCUGGGAUGUUGAGGUUGGAGACAGUACAGCCUGGUUUCUGGGUGUGUUAGCGGAGUCUGUCCAGAGGAAGGGACGCAUACGGUCUGGAAUAUGGACAAUAGGGUUCUAUAAAGGUAAAUACUCAGCAUGGUCACCGCCAGAUCCAUCAACUGUUCUCAGAGUAAAGAAGAAGCUCCAGAGGAUCAGAGUGACUCUGGACUGGAACAGAGGAAAGCUGUCGUUCUCUGAUCUUGAUACUAACACACACAUACACACCUUCACACACACUUUCACUGAGAGGAUGUUUCCAUACUUUUACACUGAGAAAGAACUGACAAUAUUACCACUAAAGGAGAGAGAUCAGAGAGCUUCAGAGGCUCUCUGCAGUCUGCACUCUGAGAAACUCAAACUCUUCUGUCUGGACCAUCAGCAGCCAGUGUGUCUCGUCUGCAGAGAUUCAGAAAAACACUCCAACCACAGAUUCAGACCCAUCGAUGAAGCUGCACGACAACACAAGAAGAAACUUCAGGAAACUCUGGAGUCCUUAAAGGAGAAGUUAUGGGAUUUUGAACAAGUUAAAGUGGAGUGUGAUCAAAUAGCAAAACACAUGAAGGUCCAGGCCCGACGCACAGAGAGAAAGAUUAAGGAUCAGUUUAAGAAGCUUCGCCAGUUUCUAGAAGAGGAAGAGGAGAUGAAGGACAUGGUUUCCUACUCUCCUGUGAUUCUGGACCCAAACACUGCUCAUCCAAGACUCAUCCUGUCUGAAGAUCUGACCAGUGUGAUACCAGGAGAGAAACAGCAACUUCCUGAUAAUCCAGAGAGGUUUGACUAUUGUUUGCUGGGCUCUGAGGGCUUUAACUCAGGGACUCACAGCUGGGAUGUUGAGAUCAACAUGGCAGCCGUCCAACAAGCCAUUAUCACGGCGCAGGCCGGGCACUUUCACUCCCACACGAAACAUGAUCGUCUGAUUGCAGGAGGAGGGAACCGAAAUCGUAAUCCAGAUUAG
This is a messenger RNA of Perca flavescens (yellow perch), 2013 nucleotides long. Its product is annotated as E3 ubiquitin-protein ligase TRIM39-like. Lineage: Eukaryota; Metazoa; Chordata; Actinopteri; Perciformes; Percidae. The coding region runs from base 1 to 2013 and encodes 670 amino acids. The transcript has 5 exons. Gene Ontology annotation, molecular function: protein binding; zinc ion binding. The record is from RefSeq and is a predicted model, not a curated record.